Molecule: messenger RNA, 3612 nt
Organism: Dictyostelium purpureum
Lineage: Eukaryota; Evosea; Eumycetozoa; Dictyosteliales; Dictyosteliaceae
Exons: 2
Coding region: 1-3612 (1203 amino acids)
Molecular function (GO): protein binding; lipid binding
Source: RefSeq, a predicted model, not a curated record
AUGCAAUAUAUUAAUGGUAAUGAAAUUUCACGUCAAAAUAUUCGUGAGAUACACGAAUUAGCAGUCUCACCUAAAAUACCAUGGACCCCAGAGUUAGAAGAGUCUGAUACAGAUUAUUUAAUAUCAAGUCAUACAAUAGAAUCCAUAUAUAUAACAAAAGGAGUAUGUGACUUCAGUAUUUCACCAGAAAAACUAUAUGAAAUUUUAUAUAAUAUAAAACUAAGACAUAAAUGGGAUUAUCAUUGUCAACAUGCAGAAAUUUUAGAAGAAUAUGAUCAUUUAAACCAUAUCAUUCAUUUAAAAUUUACCAAUCCAUUAAUUGACUGUUUAGAAAUGAAUUUAUAUAGAAGUUGUAGAUAUGACCCCCAGGCAAGAGUUUUUGUAAUUGCAAUGAGAUCCAUUGAAUUAGAAGAAACAAACGAAAACCAAUUUGAAUGUUUACCAAAUGGUUGGGUAAUUCAAGGUCUUCAAGGUGAAAAAGAUAAAUGCAGAUUAACUUUCAUUCAACAAUGUCAAAAAAGAGAUAUAGAUUCACAAAGAGUACCAGGAUAUAGGUCAUUUGAUUCUAAAGAAACCCUUCAAGAUUUUAAAUUUUUAACUUUAUUUCCAGCAACAGUUUGUGGUCGUUUAGGAACAAUAUUUAAAUCUCUUGAGCAUUUUAUUAAUAACAACAAAGAGGUUCAAGAGAUUCAAGAUUCAAGAAUUUCAAUUAUGGAAAAAGCAGAAAAAGAAGUAAAUGAAAUGUUUGGAACAACAAAUCCUGAUUAUGGUUGGAAAAUAUAUUUAAAGAAAUUAGAUAUGGAAAUUUUAAUAAAGAAAACUGAAGAAGGUUAUUAUAUGAUUGGAAAGGGCAGUUUUUCAUCAAUCUUUCCUCCAUCAUUAUUGGCUGAUGUUUUAUAUGAUCCAAAAAACCCAUUUGAAUGGGAUACCUUUUAUGAUAAAACCGAACUAAUUGAAGAUAUUAAUGCGAAUGUUAGAGAAGUCGAAGUAAACUAUAGAAUGUGGAGAAAUACAAUUAAUAUGCGUUUGCUCCAAUCCGUUAAAAAAGGUCCAGGUAAUUUUUCAUCUGUUCAUUGGAGAUCCAUUUCAUCACCAGGCUAUCAAGUUACUGACGGUAUCGAAGUACAUUAUCUUCCAACUGGUUUAUUAAAUUAUGGUUUGGGUGAAGGUAGUUUUACAAGUUUUUUAGCAGCUAUCGAGGUUAAGGGCUAUCCAACACCAUGGGAACAAGAAAUGGUUACUAAAUUAUUUGCCGCAAGAAUCAUCUCUAAUCAAAAUAGUAUUAUGAAUCAUGUAAACAAAAUUUCAGCAUUUUCAAAGUUAUCUAAACACUUACCAGUAAUUCCAACCAUUGAAAAUCAUUGUGGUGAGGUUGGUCCACAAAUCGGUAGUCCCCAAGUUUAUAAUGAAAUGGUUGAAAACUUUGCAAAUAUUUUAUUAAAUGACAACAAUAAAGAUAACAACAUUGCAUCAUCAAAAAACAAAAGAAAGAGAAACGGAACAAGAGAUGAAGAAGAAAAUGGUGCUGAUCUCACCCAACAACAAUUGUUACAACAAUAUCAACAUAAUGAACAGGCAAUGAGACCAAGUUUAAGAUUACCUGGUGUAGCUUUAAAGAAUGGUUCGAUGGAACAAACCCCAAUUGCAUGGAACGAAAGCAAAAAACAACCAUUCCUCUUCUUGGUCUCUGAUAGCGGUAGAAAAGGAAAAAUCCAAAGAAAAUCCUAUUAUUUUUCAAAUUCCUCUUUUGAUAAUUUGCCAGAAGAACUAAUUCAUAUUAUUUUUUUCAACUUAUCUGCCAGAGAUAUUAUUAAUGUAUCACUAGUUUGUAAGAGAUUCAAAGUAACAACCGAUAACACUAAUCUUUGGAAACAUUUAUUCAAAAACAAUCCAUCAUUCAACAAAAAAAUACCAAAGAAAGAAAUUUUUAAUCCAGCAUUUGAUAAUAUAAUAAUUUCAAACCCAAGCGAUCAACAAAUGAUCGAAAACUCCACACAAAUUCCAAUGGCAAACGACCAACCUGCAGGUACUGCACCAGUACAACAAACACCAUUAGAAAUGGCCGGUAUAAACAUCAAUGACCCAAUUAGUCUUUUAGUUACUCUCACCAAUGGCAACAUACCAGUUGAUCUUUCAGCCAACGACACUGAAACAUUAAGACAAUUGAUUUCACAAGUUAAUUUUACAGAUUUUUCAAAUAUUGAUCAAGUAUUGGCACAAUUACCACCACAAAUCAUGUCGUUAAUACCAAUGGAAACUAUACAAUCAAAAAUUCAAGAGAUGAAGGCCCUUAUGAGAAUAAUAUCUGGAAUGCCUCAAACAAACCAAGAAAACCAUAUGCCUCAAAAAUCCAGUGACCAUAGAGGAAAUUCUGAUGAAAGUGAUGGUAUGAAUCGUAAAAAUAAAAACAAAGGCUAUAGACCAUAUGAUGAAUUUAUUAACUGGAAAGCUCAAUACACUCAAAGAUUUAAACAAAGUGACUGUUGGACCAAAUUAAAACCAACCAGUAAAAUAGAACUUAAAGGUCAUACCAAGAGUAUAAAAUCAGUCAAAACCGAGGGUAAUUCUGCUGUAUCAAUUGCCGCAGAGAAGAAGGUACGUAUGUGGAAUUUAAAUUCUGGUGAAUGUAUUAGUACAUACGAAGAAAGUAAUAUUUCUCCAAUUUCAAUUGAAUAUGAUAGAACUCAAAGAUCAAAUUCAAUUUGGCCACUUUCAGAUUACACCAAGGUAUAUGUAGGUUUCAAGAAUGGUAGUGUUUCUAUUGUUGACUUUUUCGAACAACCAAUUAAAGCACAUACUUUUAAUAGAAUGUCAUUAUUGGCAGAUGGUUUUGAUUUUAGCUAUCAUGGAAAAUUCUUUAUUUGGGAAGAGUCUAUCAUCGAACUUUGGGAUGUAGAAUCAUCAACUAGAUUAUGGCAAGAACCUGUAUCUCACUCUAAAAAGAUUAUUCAAACCAAACUCCAACUCCAUAGUAGUAUUUCAAAUGAUGGUAUUGCUCUUACCACCAGUUCAGAUAGAACCGCCAAAAUUUGGAAUCUUAGUAAUGGUCAAUUAAUUUCAUCAUUAAAUGGACAUACCAAUGCAGUAAAUUGUAUCGAAUCAAUCGGUGACUACAUGCUUUUAACUGGCUCCAGUGAUAAAACAUUAAAGCUCUGGGAUUUAAGACAAACCCAAACAUUCUUAUCAAGUCAUGCAACAUCUCAUACAUCUCCAAUUAGAUGUUUAACAUAUCAAGAGAAAAAUGGUAUUGUAUUAAGUGGCUCUGAUGAUGGUUAUAUUAUAGGUUGGAGUUUAGAUAAUUGGGACUUUUCAAAUAUUGAACCAAUCAAUUUGGCACCACCAACACCAGUUGCUCCUCCACCACCAGCCCCAGCUAAUCCAGCUGAACCAGCUCAACCAGCCGCUGUAGUUAAUAAUGUACAACCCACUGUAGCUGUAGCCAAUACUCAACAACAAAUAUUACAAAACCUUCCAAAAAUUUCAUUAGGCACAUUUAAAGAAUCAUCAAAAAUACCUAUUAAAUCACCAAUUACUUGUAUUGAUUCAGAUGAAGCUGGUUUCAUUAGUGGUUCAUCCAAUGGUACCAUUUUCAGAUGGGAUUUUAAUAAUUAA